This is a messenger RNA of Corvus hawaiiensis (hawaiian crow), 1354 nucleotides long. RefSeq names its product leucine-rich repeat-containing protein 37A3-like. The transcript is spliced from 6 exons. Gene Ontology annotation, molecular function: protein binding. The record is from RefSeq and is a predicted model, not a curated record. The coding region runs from base 318 to 821 and encodes 167 amino acids. Lineage: Eukaryota; Metazoa; Chordata; Aves; Passeriformes; Corvidae.
UGUCCAAGGAGUUCUGCCCACAGCCCUGCCGCUGCGCAGGGCGUGGGCUGCUGGACUGCCGCCACGCCGGCCUGGCCACCGUGCCCCCGGCCAGCCGCCGCCGGGCCCUCGCCGUGCUGUGAGUAGGGGCCGCCCCACAGACCCCUGCAGCUCCCCCUCCUCAGCUCCCUAUUGCUGCAAAGCCCACGGGGGACACCCGGGGGACUCCCUGGCAGGAGACAGGGUGGGCUGGGGGCCCGCGCUCAGCACGAGGGGGACGCCAGGCUGGGUACCCUGGGCCUUCUCCAGGCAAAGCCCGCUUCCAGCUCAGCAGCCGAAUGGGCAGGGAAAUGGGUUUUCCCGAGGGGGAGCGGUGUCUUUCCUUUCUUUGCAGAGAUUUCACUGGCAACUCCAUUGCUGAGAUUGGAAAACGAGCCUGGAAGAACUACCCGUGGGCUGAGACCUUAGUGCUCAGGGACAAUGAGCUGCGGGCAGUGAAGAGCCAUUCCCUGCAGGGGCUGUUCCUGCUGAAGCACCUGGAUUUGUCUGGCAAUGAGAUCGUGUCCAUUGAGGAACGUGCUUUCGAGCCACUGCCUUUCCUGAAGCUUCUAAACCUCUCCGGGAAUGGCCUCACGCAGAUCCGCAGCGGCACUUUCCAGGCCUGGCACGGGAUGCAGUUUCUCCAGGAGCUCAUCCUCAGCCAUAACCCGCUGGCUGUCAUUGCUGACGCUGCGUUCUUCAAGCUGCCUGCAGUGAGCUCUCUAGACCUGAGUGCCACCCAAGUGACUCCGCAGACGCUGCUGCUGUUCCUGCAGAGCACAGUGAGCUUGGAAAGCCUGUGAGUGUGUGGGACUGAGCCCCAGCCGCCAGCACGCCCUGAGUGCUGGGACAAGGGCUCUGCUUGCAAAACAAAUCCGUGGGACACAAAACCAGAACAAGCCCAGUAAGCUCAAGGGUUGCUGUUUCCUUCUGGGAACCUGCCAAACUCACCAGCUCAGAGGCACAAUUUCACCUUCUGGGUGACUUGCUGCAGGUUUUUCAAAGGGGACUUUCAACUCCAGGCGGGUGCACUUGUGUGUCAAGUGGUAUUUAGGGAGCAGCUGCAUUUUCCAGGGUGAAACCCCCUUUUGAUGUUUAGGACUGGGAGUGAGGGGACUUUGCCAGAGCUGUGGCACACCGUGAAGCACAGCCCCCACGCGUGGUAUCCGUCUGUUCCCUGAGCUGGGCUCGCAGACAUGGAUUGGGUGGCCGGCUGUUCCUCCAAUAAUCCCCUCUUGUCUUUAGCCAAGUGCCCAAGGAUGUGGCCUGCUGCCUGUGCCAGGAGCGUCCCCUCGCCGAGAGCCCGUGCAGGACCAUCCAGUUCCUCUGCGAGAAG